This is a messenger RNA of Chaetomium globosum CBS 148.51, 1230 nucleotides long. RefSeq lists its product as uncharacterized. The transcript has 2 exons. The record is from RefSeq and is a predicted model, not a curated record. The coding region runs from base 1 to 1230 and encodes 409 amino acids. NCBI's taxonomy places the organism in Eukaryota, Fungi, Ascomycota, Sordariomycetes, Sordariales, Chaetomiaceae.
AUGAAUUACAGUGCCUUCACCCCCGAGGACGACCCGAUUCCCCUCGAGAAAAUACAACCCUGGAUCGACAUGAUGCGUGAGCUGCUUCUCGAAUCCCACCUCUCUGGGGACACCAUCAUGAAGCUUAUGCGCAUGUACGCUCCCAAGAAGCACCACCACGCCAUCAAGCCCAUCGGGCCAACUAAGAGACGGACUUUCCACUAUUUCUCCAAACUCCCCUCGAAGGUCAGAUUUACCAUCUGGAGGAUGGCCGCGGCACGACCCCCCAAAGUCCUAUUCUGGCAAAAUGACUACGACGAGGGUGGGCCGCCACCGAAUUCCCCAGCCGACGGCCCGUUGGCCGCAAUGGCCUGCAAGGAAGCCUGGAAUGUGAUCCAGCAUAUGGGAUUCUACUUCGACAUGCAGGGCGUAGAUCCCGACUCCUCGACCGAGCGAGCUCGGCCGGUCCAGUUCGCACAUCACGACCUCGUCUUUACCCCUUACGGAGUGAGCACCAAGCCUUGCGAUUCCGAACCCGAAUUCCGCGCCCACGAUUUGCUGCGCAUCCGAAAAGCGCUCGCUGUGGAUUACGACGAUUUCGUCAUAAGCAUGGCCGAGGGUUACCACCCGGCGCGCUACAAUUUUCUGGCCGAAACGAAGCAGCUGGAGACGCUAGUUUGCAUCAUGGCCGCCCCUGAAGUUUGCAUCUGGACAGAAAACGAUAACAAGGACGCCAGCCCGGGGUUGACGGGGCAGCAGCUCCAGAGAACCAAGAUUUGCCAAAAGAUUGUCCUGCUCCAGGACAUGGAGGAGGUGAGGAAAGUGGACGUGCUCUGGCGAAAUGUCAAACCCGAGUGGCGUUGGCUUUCGCGGCCCAACUGCGACCAUUUCCGUGUGAACGCGGCCGCGUACGCUCCCAAGCUCCAGUCCCGCUGUUACAACUGCGCCGUACGGCACUGGAAAGAGACAUGCGUGCCUCAACUCCGCCGGACCUGCGUGCGUGCGCUCUACACAGAGGGCUUCGAUAGACUCUGCGACGAGGGCGUCCGCGAAAAAGAUCCUUACCCGGAGGAGGAGAUCUACCCACACGGGUUGACAGGCGAGCCCAACCCAAACCACCCCUGGGUAAAGAAGGCUCUCGCGCGCAUGCCCAAGUUUAGGCCCGCAAUGUUGUUGAUGUUUAAGAAGCGCGCUCCGCGCUAUGACGAGAUGGGUCGAUGUAUCAACCGCAUGAAUCGGAAAGGAUACUAG